Messenger RNA from Drosophila arizonae, 7364 nucleotides. RefSeq names its product klarsicht (gene klar). Gene Ontology annotation, molecular function: kinesin binding. Gene Ontology annotation, biological process: nucleus organization; cytoskeleton organization; nuclear migration. Lineage: Eukaryota; Metazoa; Arthropoda; Insecta; Diptera; Drosophilidae. Gene Ontology annotation, cellular component: perinuclear region of cytoplasm; membrane; nuclear envelope. The record is from RefSeq and is a predicted model, not a curated record.
UGAAAUUCACGAUUAAAUUGUGAUUUUUUUUCUUUUUAUCAAGAAAAUAACGAAAAGAUUUUUGCAUAAAAAGCAAACGAACGGGAAAUCGGAUUUAAAAUCCCGCCAGGAACUGGAACUGAGUCGAAAAUAGAUAAAACAACGUAGAGGUCGAAGCAGCACAGCGGAACGCAUGGCAUGAAACGAACGGAACGCCCAGCCGUGGCAGACAUGCAAAUUUAUGCAUUUUGAAGUCCAGUAACAAACAAAAGCAACAACAACAGCAGCACUAACAACAACGAAACACGAUUUAAAGCAGAUUUUAAGCAAAUUAAUUAAAUUAACAAACACAUGGAAAUCGGAACCAAAAACAAUUAGCGCCACACUAUGGAAGCUGCCACAGCAACGCGAAAUCGAGCAGACGAGAUGGAUGAGGUGGAGAUUGAAGCAGAGGCGGUGACGGUGGCGGUGGCAAUGGAGAUGGGCGUGGCCACAGAGGAGACGUCAUUUAGCAACCAAGAGACUGAUAAAGCGGCCAUCACAAUGAAGUGCAGCAACGGAAGCACUGACAUAACUAAUACAACAACAGCAACGACGACAGCAACAACGACAGCAACUACCACAUUGAGAUUGGAGGAUGUGGCUGCAUUUGUCAUGCCAGCAGUGGGCGCCACCAAUCCACGCACCACCAAACCCGCAACGAAAUCAGCGAGCAGCAGCCGCAGCAGCUCACUAAGAAAACAAAAGCAAAAGCUCAACAUGCUGGAUGUGAUUGGAUGUGGUGCAGGUGGUGGUGGUGCGGGUGGUGCAGACGUGGGUGCGAUCGGUGGUGCCGCCGUCAAUGAUAUGAAAACAUCACAAUCGAUGACCUCGCUGCCAGCGGACGAGCUGCAGCAGGAGCGACGUGAUGUCAUCCAAGCCAAGCUGCAUCUGGAGCGGCCCUACAACAGCCUCAAGAAAAACUCACAGAGCAGCAGCAGCAAGUGCUCCGGCGGCAACAAUAGCAACAAAAUGCACCGUUAUUCGUGGGGCAGCGGCCACAGCCACAGCAGCUCGACCAGUCUGCACAGCAGCGCCACCUUGGGACUCGGCUCGUCGGGCAAAGACGACCUCUGGGCGGCCAUACAAACGAACUAUAACUAUAUUAUGGACACAAACCUGCUCGAUACGUGCAAAGAGGCAAGGUUUGAGAUUGAGGAGGCGCAGCCAACGUCACGCGAGUCGAAAUUUACGGGCAGCCAGUUGCAUAUUUUGGAUGAAACACAGCGGCCGGAGGGCUUGUGCGAGGAUCCCAAGGAAUUGCGUCGCUGGCUACGCGACAUGGAGAAUAAAUUGGAAAAUGCGCCAACCAUAUCGGAAUUGACGCUGUAUUGUAAUUCGGAGUUGCAGCGCCAUCUAGCAGUACACUCGGUGUUGUACCAUGAAAUUGUAUCACACGCUCGAGUUGUAAGCGCCUGCAUACGUGCCGCCUCCGAAAGGGAACGGGAACAAUCCCAGUCACAGUCACAGUCGCAGUCACAGUUGCAGUUGCAGUCGCAGUCGCAGCAGCCCGCUUCCUUAACCAGCAACUGCUCCAGCGAAUCGACCAGCGACUCGGCCACCAAAUCGCACAGUCUCAGCAGCGGCUUCGCCUCUGAUGCAGCACCACUGACCACGCCCAGCGUUGGAGUUGCGACUGGCUCUGGACUUGUCGCAGCUGGCGGCAGCAGCAACAGCAGCAACAGCAGCAACAGCAACAGCAACAACAACAACACAGCCCAUCCACGAAAGGGUGAAGGCAAUUUGGAACGAUUGCGCGAUCGCUAUCACCUGAUCUACUUGAAGGCCUUCGAGCUACAGCUGUGCCUGGAUAAUUUACUGCGCAAACGCAGCUCGACCGCGAACGGUUUGGAUGACGACGACGACACCGAAGACGAUUCGUUCGGCUACGAGGGCGAAGACGGCGACGCAGCCACCGAGGACGAUCUGAACGAGGCCGUUUCCGAUUUGGAUUUGGAGUGCGAGAGUGCGCCCAGCCAUAACUCGACGGAGCUCUUGCAGCGCUGUCAGCUAACUGCCACGGAGAUCGUCGUUGCCAGCGUCCAAGCUGAGGAUCAGUCACGCGAUUGUAUCGCAACCCAAAAGAUACUGAAAUCGGCUGAUGCCUCAUCGGAUGACGACGACGAGGGUUGGCUCUACACGGCAGCAACGGGCGCAGCAGCAACUGUUACUGCUGCAGCAGCAACAUCCACCGUCGAUGGUCUGCAGUCGGCUGCCAUCUCAUCGACAACGUCUGGCGCCGUGGCUGGAGUCAGCGACGACUCUGAUAAGGAGAACAAGGAGUUGCUGUUGACCACGUCGGCAACAGCAACAGUCGCAGCAACAACAGCAGCAGCAAUAACCGCAACUGUUGUUGCUGUCGGCGGCAGCAGCAGCAACUACGACAGCAGCAGCGCCUGCUCCUCGUCCAAUUCGAACGGUGUCCAUACGGAGACCUCGGCCACCUCACGGGUUACCCAAAUGCAGCGCAGCAUUGUCGACAUGGACAUUCAGUUUCAAAUCAAUGGCAGCGCCAGCGAUGGCAGCAACAGCAACAGCAACAGCAACAUGAGACACAUCAUUAGCAACAAUUGCUACAAACAAAUGCAGUGCGACAGCGACAACAACAACACCCCUCAGCAACAGCAGCAGCAGCAACUGAAUGCCAACAAUAAUAAUCACAAGCAACAACAACAACAGCAACAGCAACUGAAGCUGAAUCUGGAGAACGCUGCCGAGGCAACUGUUGCUGAUAACACAAAUGGAAAUGCAGCACAGCUGCUCUGCCACAACCACAACAACAACAACAACAACAGCAGCAGUUUCUAUAGUCGCGCAGACAUCUGCAACAUCAGCGUUUGGCCCAGCGACAUGACCAAUGGGAACUCGAGUCCAACUGCCCAGCAGAACGGAGGCAGUCGCCUGCCGCCUCGCUCGCCCGCCAAGUCGGCCAAGUCCGGCAAAUCGCAGGCGAGCAGCAGCAAUGCGACUAUGUCGCCAGCUAAGGGCAAGGUCUCGCAUGAUUCAAUCAAGCAGCUUGUGCUCGAAGCGGAGCAUUUGGUGCGCGACGCUCAGGAGUCAUCGUUGAAGACGCCAACGAAGCAGAAACAUUCCAUCAUCAAAAUCUCGUCGACGGUCAAGAAACGCGAACUCCAAAUGCCGGGACCCAUCAAGCAGCGCGUCGAGGAAUGGCUGGAGCAUCAGCCCUCCACACCCCAGCUGCUGAAUCGCAAUCAUCUGGAGGUGCCGAUCAAGCCGGAUGACUGCGAGGCCUCGGGCGAGGCCAGCGAAACGGACUCCAUGCCCCAGACGAAUCUUGUGUGUGGGGCCAACUCGGACUCCUCGGAGGGCUUCACCGACUCCAUUGCCACCUGCAUGCAGACGAGCACCAACUCGUACGGCAAUUCGACGGAGCGCAUUGGCGGCUCGGCCGAGCCCAUCCACCAGCCGGCCACGCCGCUCGGCUUCGGCAGCAGCAAUCAGAGCUUGAAUGUGAAGAUCGUGAAGCGCACGCAGACGCGUCGCAAGUCGGAGCGUCCGUGGAGCGUCUCCUGCCUGUCGCAGUUGACCACCGAUGCCGCCCAGCUGACCACAGCCAUCGCGGCCGUCGGCCAGAGCUCGCCUGGCACGGGCCUGGCCAGUCACUCGAUUAGCGAGAGCGCCCUGGACUCGCUGUCGCCAGGUCCGCGUGCACGCACCGCCUCCUCCUCGGGCACGGGCAGCAAUGCGGCCAGGAAGGCGGACAGCAAGGGCUCGCUGCGACGCCGCAGAGCUCGCAAGAAGCGCAUGUCCGCCGCCUCGGCGGGCAAGAAGUCCGACUCGGGCUCGGAGGCACCCGGAGACCUGACCCAAACGCUGAUGAAGUCUUGCGAGUCGAUGUCCUCGCAGCAGCUGCAGGAGUUCACGAAUGCGCUGCUGAGCAUACAGAAGGUCAGUCCCACCAAGGACGAGCCGGCGCCCGAGGCCGACUCGGAGUCGCAGCUGAUGGUGCCCAAAUUCCGCGUCGGCUCCUUCACCACAGCCGCCCUAAGGGCCAGCGAGAUUCGCCUGGGCGCACUCGCCGCCCUCUCCAACUACAUGCACGAGGAUGAGCAGCAAGCAGAGCUGAGCACUGAGGAGCACCACAGCAGCAUCUCGGAGACUGCUUGGGACAACUACCAAGAGAAAUACAACUCGGAGAACUACUCGGAGGGCUUGGACUCGGAUGCAGCGCGUCGUCUGUUGGAAUUCGGGGACGACUAUCGCAAUUUCAUCGACUCGCAGUCGGACUGCUGCAGUUCGCUGUCGGCUGCCAACAACUUGGACUCGUUUUCGCCUCCGCGCAUGGACUCGCUGCAGCAGCACGAGCUGAAGGCGCUGCACAUCAACCAGGAGACAAUCAGCAGCAGCGUCGACCACGCGCGUCGCCAGCGCGCCCUCGAGCUGCAGUACGAGCGACGUCGCAAGACGCUCGAAGUGCGACGCAAGUCCUGUCAGGACAUGGCCGAUGCUAUCGGCUCCCAGCAGGAGCAGCUGCAGCAGCAACGGGAGCAGCACCAGGCAACCAAUGCAAAUCUCUCCUCCUCGGCCACGGCGCUGAUGACGCCCAAGAACUCUGCGUCGGCUCAGCUGCCCGCUCGCACCGAUUCGGUGGGUCGCAAACUGGAGUUCGGUGGCUCGAUGAGUCACUCGGCUCAAUCGCUGCUGCGCCGCACCUCGGAGAGCGACACCUCGACCCGACGCCGUCGCACUGUGACGGCGGAUGAGCGCCGACGCUCCUCCCGCAACCUGGAGAAGUGCAUCAAGGUCAUUCCGGCCACGUCCUCGUCCAGCGGCGAUGACUCCGAGGAUGGCGAGCAGGAGAUGCGCUCGCUGCUGCAGCAGAGCAAGGACAGGCUCGAGGAUACGCGCGCCCUCAAGAUACGCUGUCAUCUGUUGAGACCAGAGGAUUAUAACGAGAUCAUAAACACUUGCCGUGACAACAUUCGCUGCUUGGAGGCUGUGCUGAGGGGUCCGCCUGGCACAGUGCUAUCGACUCAGUGCGCCGGCCAGACAAAAGAUUUGUUGGGCAACUGGGAGGAUUUGCUUAACUGGAGCGAGAAUGCAGCCAGCGCACGCAAGCUGCAGCAGGAGAUGAGCGCACUGAAGCACACGCUGCGCCGUCUUGGCGACCCGUCCACACCGGAGCUGCUCGACACAGAGCCCGCCAUACAGGUGGCCAUUGAGGCCUUGAAGCACGAUCAGACACAGCUGAGCAGCUAUCGCACCAACAUGCUGCGCCUGAAUGCCUCCGUGCACAGCUGGCUGACUCGCCAGGAGCGGCGUCUGCAGCAGGAGCAGCUGCAACAGGAGUCCGAACAACUUCAACAGAAAGAGAAGAAGCUGCAGUUGCAGCAGCAGCAGCAGGAGGAGCAGCAGCUCGAGCUGGAGCAGGAGGCGGGUGUGGCCAUCACCGUAACGGACAGCAAUGGCAACCAGGUGGUGGAGGCCUCCACUGGCACCUGCGACGUGUCCAGCCUGAUCAGCGCCGAGCAGGAGUUCCACAAGCACCUCAAGGACGAGGUCAGCGACAUGUACAGCGCCUGGGAUGAGGCAGAUGCCAGAAUCAACUCUCAGCUGGAGAUGCUCACGAAUUCGCUGAUUGCCUGGCGGCAGCUGGAGUGCGGCUUGAGCGAGUUCCAGCUGGCGCUUGGCCAGGACCGCGGCACACUCAAGGGCCUGGAGGGCGCCCUGGACAAGGGACAGGCGACGCCCGUGGAGCUGGCACAGAAUGUCAAGCUGGUGGCCAAGUUGCUCUCGGAGAAGGUCAACGUCAGCCAGGAGCAGCUGCUCGCCGUGCAGCAGCACCUGGAUCCCAAUCACAUCUAUCACAUUGCCAAGUUCACAGCCUCCAAUGGCUCGCUGUCCGACUCGGGCAUCUCGGACGGCGGCGCCACCUCCGAUGGCGGCCUGUCCGAGCGCGAGCGCCGUCUGGGUGUACUGCGUCGCCUGGCCAAGCAGCUGGAGCUGGCCCUAGCGCCAGGCAGCGCCGCAAUGCGUUCCAUUGCUGAGCGCAUGGAGAGCGCCGAGGCGGAGCUGAAGCAGCUGCAGAACACGUGCAGAGACUUGAUUGUGCGCACAGCUGCCUCGCACCAGCAGAAGCAGCAGGAGAAGCUAAAGGAGCAGAAGGAGCAAAGGGAGCAUGACGAGCAGAAGCAGCCUCUUGCGAAUGGACAUGCCAAGCAGCUGGCAGUCAAGUCGGCCAAUCAGUCGCCCAAACGUCGCAACGGACGCAAGCCUCGUCCAGCUGGCGAGAAGCAGGAGAAGCAGCCGCUGCGCAAGGACCAGGAGCAACAGGUUGUGGAACAGCUGCAGCGCAUUGUCGCCGCUGGCGGCGGUGGAGAUGAGCCGCCCGAGGACCCAGCCACCAUGUUGGACAGCUCUGAGGAUGAGGACGAUGCCGCCGCCAAGGCGAAGCCUCGCGGCUGGGCGUGGCGCAUAGCGCGCGCUGCUGUGCCCAUGCAGCUGGCGCUGUUCACGUUCUUCUGCGCUGCAUGCAUGAUGCAGCCCAAUUGCUGCGAUAAUCUGAACAAUCUGUCGAUGAGUUUCACGCCCCAGUUGCGCUAUAUACGUGGCCCGCCUCCAAUUUGAGCGAUGCAAGUCGCGCGCGAUUCACAAAACGCGCGCGCGUUUUUAUGUAGGCAACAAAAUAUUUACUUAAGACGAGUAUCGUUAAGCAAUCUAACAGCCAGUUAGGUGCCACUCGGGCAAUAUAUAGAUAUGUAUACAGAUCCCGAUUUGCAGUCGACCUCGCGCGACGAGGCGACUGAGGCGCGUUUUGCGCGCGAUUCAUGCGCGACUCGUGCGCGAUUUGCGCGCGCGCUUUGAAAGCAAUUUGCAUAUAAACAUUUUUGUGUGUUUGUUUGUCUUUUAUGGAAGCGGAGGCACUUAAUUUCUUAUUUUUUAAAAUGUUUAAUUGAAGUGGAAAACAACGCGAGUUAUGCUUAAGAUAUACCCUACAUAGAUUUUGAUUUCAUGGAUCGUUUCUUAUAGUUAUCUUAAGAGUUCGAUUGCGGUUCUUGCAAACAUUUAUAGAUUUUUUUACGAGAAAGCCUUUAAAAUUAAGUGCGAAAACAAGUUUAAGCUCAACUUUAGCAAUUAGAAGGAGUAGGAGCAGGAGGAGGAGAGAGUAGAAACGGGAGAACAGUUUCAACAAAUGAGAUUCACGGAGAGAUGAGGAAUCAGCAGAUCAAAAGACCAUGACAGAUCGUGGCAAAAGGAAUCAUAUAUAUUCGUACACGUACUUAGAGAACGAUACUGUUGGGUGCAUGGAACCCGCCCACAUAUCAGAGUAACUUUUGUAAGGCAUGACACGAACUCCAGUUAUUAGGAAUACCAUUAAAGAGGAA